This is a messenger RNA of Clupea harengus (Atlantic herring), 12743 nucleotides long. It is a transcript of the gene insrb, whose product is annotated as insulin receptor b. Gene Ontology annotation, biological process: protein autophosphorylation; positive regulation of phosphatidylinositol 3-kinase/protein kinase B signal transduction; positive regulation of MAPK cascade. Gene Ontology annotation, cellular component: insulin receptor complex; plasma membrane; axon. Gene Ontology annotation, molecular function: ATP binding; insulin receptor substrate binding; insulin receptor activity. NCBI's taxonomy places the organism in Eukaryota, Metazoa, Chordata, Actinopteri, Clupeiformes, Clupeidae. The record is from RefSeq and is a predicted model, not a curated record.
GUCCAGCUGACUGGCAGUAGGCUACUUGUUUACUGGGGGAGAGACAGAGAGAGACGAGAGGGGGAACCUGAGAGAGAGGAACCACUGACGGGUCGAGUGAAGUUUUUUCCUCUUCUUUUCGGCUAUCCUCACGCCAAUCAUUUUGUUUACUUAGCCAUCCUGAGUCCUGCAGACAAGACAUUUACGUGUGUUAAUUGUCAAACCCGAAGCCUCGUUUGUUUCAGAUUAGCUAGGGCUAUUUGCUGAUCCGAGGAAUCGGGGGUUACAGCGUGGAGUUUCAACACUUGGAAGCAUUGUGCUGGAAGCUGCCGCUCCUCCGUGGAGGCUACCCUUUUUCGAGGGGUGCAGUUUGCCUAGCCAAGGCUAAAUGACGUUUUGAUAUUUGUGUUUUCGUCUGUCACGCCUGAACACACGGCUAUUUGCGGAUUUGUAUGACCGUCGAUUCAUACAGAGGGGAAACUCUUCGCGGUUUUCCUGUACGCCUGCUCCAAAGGGGAUCUUGGAAUGUAUUCUUUUUCCCAUUCGCACUUCUUCAAGGGCGAACUUCUGGUGAUAGAACGGAGAGGGAGAAGACUUGGCAUUGCAUGAAACACAGCGACCUGUGGAUUAAAGCCAGCUCGACAAACCCUUCUGAGUCUUGGGUCAAUAUCUGUGUCCAGCAGGACAGUCUUGAUGUGGAAGCAGGACAUGCUAUGUGGUUGAUCAAUUAGGUCGACACGUUGCAUCAUUGGACGAGAAGACAGAUAGUAAUUUAUAACUGUCGAACUUUAUUUCAACUGGAAUUUUCUAACUGGCACCUCAUCACCCGUGUUAUGAGCAGCUCCCAUAUAGUACCCCUUCGGGUACCUCCUUACUAGCGGUGUGGGAUUUCUUUUCGAAACGAGGGACUUUAGAAACUUAAGCCGAUGUGGAAUAUGCCCAAUGAUUAUUUACAAUGAAGAUUUUCGUUUGCAUAUUUUUGGUCAGAACCCAAGAUCACGUCAUUUAAUGUUCAAUUCAUUUUGGGGGCGCAGAACAAAGUUGGCCAACUAGACGUUUUUGAUUUACAUUCAAUCACGUUGGACCCCUGGUCCUUCGGAGGACUGUAAAGUUUUGAACAUAUUUUACCUGAUUGAUCAUUUUCCCCCCACUUUUUUAUUACAUUAGGCUCACUAAUAGCCUACCUUGCACGGAUUUUAAGAUCAGAAAAAAACUAUUUACUGCCACAAUGCGUCUGGGAAUGUCAGCGGUCAUUUUGGUUACUUUUGUCUACGUUUUGAGUCACUGUGGGUCAAUACAUGGAGAGAUCUGCCCCAGCAUUGAUAUCCGGAACAAUGCCGCCAACCUGACCCUGCUAGAGAACUGCACGGUGAUCGAAGGCCACCUGAAGAUCCUGCUGAUGUUCAAGACCAAGGCGGAGGACUUCCGUGGCCUGAGCUUCCCCCAGCUGACGGUCAUCACCGACUACCUGCUCGUCUUCCGUGUCUAUGGCCUGGAGACCUUGAGUGACCUCUUCCCCAACCUGACGGUCAUCCGCGGCAACAACCUGUUCUUCAACUACGCGCUGGUCAUGUUCGAGAUGCUCCAGCUGAAGGAGAUCGGCCUGUACAGUCUGAUGAACAUCACCCGCGGCGCCGUGCGUCUCGAGAAGAACCCGGACCUGUGCUACCUGUCCACGCUCGACUGGUCCAAGGUGCUGGACUCGAUGGAGGACAACUACAUCGUGGCCAACAAGGACGCCCGCGAGUGUGGUGAUGUGUGCCCCGGCACUGUCACCGGAAAAAACCUCUGCCAGCAGACGACGCUCAAUUGGCACUUCGGCGACCGCUGCUGGAACCAGGACCACUGCCAGAGAAUGUGUCCCCCGGCAUGCAAGAACCACGCCUGCACGCUCAGCAACCAGUGCUGCCACGACCAGUGCCUGGGCGGCUGCUCGGAGCCGGGCAACGCCAGCGCCUGCAUCGCCUGCCGGCACCUGAUGCACGAGGGCACCUGCGUGGAGCGCUGCCCGCCGGGCCACUACACCUUCAAGGACUGGCGCUGCGUCUCCUUCCGCUACUGCCAGGAGCUGCACAACGAGUGCAAGCAGCUGAAGGAGAAAGAGAAGGAGAAGGAGCAGGACUGUCACGAGUACGUCAUCCACAACGGCGCCUGCGUCCCCGACUGUCCCUCCGGAUACACCACCAUGAACUCCGCUGCGCUGACCUGUACGCCCUGUUCCGGACUGUGCCCCAAGCUGUGCGUCGGAGACAAGGUCGUGGACUCGGUCAUGGCCGCUCAGGAGCUCCGUGGCUGCACCGUGCUCAACGGCAGCCUGACCAUCAAGAUCCGCGGUGGCACCAACAUUGCGGCUGAACUGGAGGCCAGUCUCGGUCAGCUGGAGGAGAUCAUUGGCUUCCUGACGGUGCGUCGUGCCUACGCCCUCAUCUCGCUGUCCUUCCUCCGAAAGCUCCGGCUGAUCCGCGGCGAGGCACUAGAGGCUGGGAACUUCUCCUUCUUUGCCUUGGACAACCAGAACCUGCACCAGCUGUGGGACUGGUCCAAGCACAACCUGACCAUCCUGCACGGCCCCAUGUUCUUCCACUACAACUCCAAGCUGUGCAUGGCCGAGAUCCGCAAGAUGGAGGAGGUGACGGGCACCAAAGAGCGCAAAAACCACAUCACCAGCCGCACCAACGGCGACCAGGCCUCGUGUCAGAACGAGGUCCUCAAGUUCACCCAGAUCCGCGCUAACCAUGACAAGAUCAUGAUCAAGUGGGAGGCCUUCUGGCCGACGGACUUCAGGGACUUACUGGGGUUCAUGGUCCUGUACAAGGAGGCGCCGUACAGGAACGUGACCGAGUUUGACGGGCAGGACGCGUGCGGCUCCAACAGCUGGGUGAUCGCCGACGUGGAGCCGCCGCAACGCUCCUCGGCCCCCGGCGAGCCGGGCCACCUCCUCUUCCCGCUCAAGCCCUGGACGCAGUACGCCAUCAUGGUCAAGACGCAGCUGUCGGCCUCCGACGACCACAAGGUGCGCGGCGCCAAGAGCCCCAUCAUCUACGUGCGCACCGACGCCACCCGUCCGUCGGUGCCUCUGGACCCCAUCUCCUCCUCCAACUCCUCGUCUCAGAUCAUCCUGAAGUGGAAGCCCCCCACGGAGCCCAACGGCAACGUCACCCACUACCUGGUGUUCUGCCAGAAGCAGAAGGAGGACGAGGAGCUCUACAGGCUAGACUACUGUCUGAAAGGCAUGAAGCUGCCAUCCCGCACCCCGACACAGAUGGACAGCGAGGAGGAGCAGAAGUGGAACCAGACGGAGGAGCACGGCCAGACGGGCCGCUGCUGUGCCUGCCCCAAGACCGAGACCCAGCUCAAGAAGGAGGCCGAGGAGUCCGAGUACCGCAAGACCUUUGAGAACUAUCUCCACAACGUGGUGUUCGAGAUCAGAGCGACUCCUGCGCCGAUGAGCCCCACGGCAGGGCCCUCCAGACGCCGCCGUUCUGUGGGCGUGGCCAACGCCACCUUCCCCAGCUUCCCCAGCUUCCUCACCACACCCACCAGCCUGCUCCCGCCCAAGAACGCGUCGAACCCGGGCGACCCGGAGGACAAGGAGCCCGGUCAGCGCCUGGUGCUCACCGUCUCGGCCAAGGAGGCGGCCGUCAUCUCUGACCUGCAGCACUUCACCAGCUACCAGAUCGAGAUCCACGCCUGCAACCACCCCACCGACCGCAAGCGCUGCAGCAUGGCCACCUUCGUCAACGCCCGCACCAUGCCAGAACCGAAAGCUGACGACAUUACUGGUCCGGUGACCCCUGAGAUCGUCCCAGAAGAACCCGAGUCUGUGUACAUCCGAUGGGAUGAGCCCAAAGCACCCAAUGGUGUCAUCAUCCUCUACGAAGUCAACUACAAGAGGAUCUCUGACAACGAUGAGCUGCACCACUGUGUGUCACGGCCCAGCUAUGACAAGGUGAAAGGCUGUAAGCUGCGCGUGGGCCACCCAGGAAACUACAGCGUGCGCAUCCGCGCCACCUCUCUGGCCGGCAAUGGCUCCUGGACAGACUACACCUACUUCUUCGUGCCAGACAGAGAGUUGAGCAUGAAGGCCAUCAUCGCUCCGGUCCUCUGCUUCAUCGCUCUGCUGUUUAUCGGAGGGACGGCGUUUUUCGUCUUCAAGAAGAAGCAAAUUGAAGGCCCAACCGGCCCGCUCAUCGCCUCCUCCAACCCAGAGUACAUCAGCGCCAGCGAUGUCUAUGUUCCGGAUGACUGGGAGGUUCCGAGGGAGAAGAUCCUGGUUAUGCGGGAGCUGGGGCAGGGUUCCUUCGGCAUGGUCUAUGAAGGCAUCGCCAAGGACAUUGUCAAGGGAGAACCGGAUACCCGUGUGGCCGUGAAGACGGUCAACGAGUCGGCCAGCCUGCGCGAGAGGAUCGAGUUCCUCAAUGAGGCCUCAGUGAUGAAGGCCUUCACCUGCCACCAUGUGGUUCGCUUGCUGGGGGUGGUAUCCAAGGGUCAGCCAACGCUGGUUGUCAUGGAGCUGAUGACUCACGGCGACCUGAAGAGCUACCUGCGCUCCCUGAGGCCAGAUGCUGAGAACAAUCCAGGACGCCCCCCACCUACCCUGAAGGAGGUGAUUCAGUUGGCGGCUGAGAUUGCUGACGGUAUGGCCUACCUCAACGCCAAGAAGUUUGUUCACAGAGACCUGGCAGCCAGGAACUGCAUGGUGGCUGAGGACUACACAGUGAAAAUUGGAGACUUUGGCAUGACGAGAGACAUCUAUGAGACCGAUUAUUACCGGAAAGGGGGCAAGGGUCUGCUGCCAGUCAGGUGGAUGGCCCCCGAGUCCCUGAAAGACGGCGUCUUCACCGCUCGAUCAGACUGCUGGUCUUUUGGGGUGGUGUUGUGGGAGGUUAGCACGUUAGCUGAGCAGCCCUACCAAGGGCUCUCCAAUGAGCAGGUGCUGAAGUUCGUCAUGGAGGGCGGAUACCUGGACCGACCAGACAACUGCCCAGAGAGAAUACAUAGCAUGAUGCAGAUGUGCUGGCAGUACAACCCGCAGAUGCGGCCCGCCUUCCAAGAGAUCAUCGAGAUGAUCAAGGAAGAGCUGCACCCCUCCUACCAGGAGGUCUCCUUCUUCUACAGCGAAGACAACAAGCAGCCGGAGACCGAGGAGUUCGACAUGGACUUGGAGAACAUGGAGAGCAUCCCGCUGGACCCGUGUUCCUACUCGCAGCGCGAGGACGUCCUGAGCAGAGACAAUGGGCCCGGGGUGGGCCUGCGGGGCAGCUACGACGAGCACGUGCCCUACACGCACAUGAACGGGGGCAAGAAAAACGGACGAAUCCUCUCGUUACCCAGAUCCAGCCCAUCCUAACAUAUUCUGAUUGACUAUUUUGUCUAGUUCGCUCGCUCUCUCUCUCUCUUUCUCUUCUCUCCCUUUUCUUCUUUUUCCGUCUUCUCACCUGUCCCCUGUUUUUCUAAUAAUAAUUAUUUUUUAUGAUUUAUGAUAUUUUAUGCAGAUGCCCUUCAAAACAAAUACACAGAUCUCAGGACUUUUUUUUUUUGUUCUUUUUCUUCAUUCAUCGCUACCACAUGCAUGAUGGCAAGGAUGCAAAACCUUUAACUAAGAACCAUUCAUGCGGAUCAUCUACAACUUUCCUCAGCUUUUGAUUGUUUUUGUCUCACUCUUUUGCCAAGUUUCCAAGACUGGUCAGUGGGGGAAAAAAACAAGGACAGACAAAACAAAGCGAACUGUGAACACAGACACUAGACAAACCAGAUGACUGCCUCUUGUUUCACCUCCUCAGACUUUCCCAUCUCUCCUCGGAGCAUUUUCUCGAUCACUUUCUUUAUUGGAAUCUUUUUCAUAUGGUGGCCUUUUUUAAUAUGUGGCCUAUAAGCAAAGAGAAGUGUCUAUCAGUGCUUGUAUUCAUUUCCUUUGAACAAUUGAUUGAAGAGUUUGGAAUUUGUGGGAUGGCAUAGACUCUUAGAACAAACAUCCUAUUCGUAGAGGAAGCUUUUUUCCUGCAGAGUUCCAAACCUCACGCAGAUACAUGCGGUGUUUGUUGGUGAAAAAAAUAAUUAAUUUAUUUGCUUUACUUUUGUUUCUCCUUUCAGUUUCGUUUCUGUGUCCUUGCAUUAUGGCUGAAGGAUAUUUAAACAGUUAAGAAUUUGACAAAAUAGUCCAUCAAACUGACCAAUAGCUGCUGCUUUGAUAUAUCAUAUAGUGGGUAUAGUGUAAACAUUUAAUAUAUGUGAUAUAUAAGAUAUUGACACAUCAGUAUUUUAUAUAUCUAGAUACAUAAUGUUGAUUUUUAUUUUCUAAAUUGUUAUUUUUUUUUGUAAUACUUUCAUCAGAAGCUUUGCUCUUAAGAUUUAUUUUCAAUCAGCUGUUGAUUAUUUAAUGAAAAUGACUCUAACCCCUGGCAAAAAGUCAUACUAAUCACCUUCAGUGCUCUAAGCUGCCCAAUAGGGUUGUUUUGGCUAUUAGAGAGGCACAGGAGAAGUUAAGCGUUCAGACUCGAAAGGAUAGUCCUUUCCUAGGCCACAUGCAACAAACUCUCAUAGUAACAAUUUGGCUUGUUGCUGUACCUGGUUUGCCGAUGGUGUUGAGGUCCAUAUUGCCAGAGAAUCACCCAUUAUCUUUUAAAGUACAUUUGAUGUCAGAAAUGUUUCUUGUUUUAGUCAAUGUUUGUCCAUGUUAUGUUUUGUGUAAUUCCUAGAUUAUGAAAAACAUCUGAGAUUGAUGAGCUGUUGGGUUUGAUCACCAGUGAAGGAGAAAUGAUUUGCUUUGAGAGCUUGUUUGAACUGGAUGACUUGAGAGCUUUGUCUGGACUUUUUUUCUGAUAAUGUGAAGUAUGCACACAUCUGCUUACCAUCUUAUCAUUGAUGACCCCCUAACCCUGAAAGUACCAACAGCGUCUCGGAGAGCUUUGGGUUCUCGGGUUGCCUCCUUGGAGUUUUCUUUGAUUGUGAGCAUUUGUCUGUAGUGAGAACCAUAUCAUAUCCACCCACUAGAUGAGAAAGAGAUGACCCUAAUACUUCUCUCUGCAGCAAAGAGGCCACCACCUUCUAGAAUCUUCCAUGCUCUUGGUAUGGAGGUUUGUGUGGUUGCAAAAGCUCUAGAUAUCCUGUCAAGCUCUACAUUGAGCAGUGGGCUCUUCAUGAUGGCUUGAUUGCAUAGGUAUGUGGGAUGUGUUUGGGUGUUGCAGUGACACAGGGCUGGAGGCCACGGUAUGUAGUUCAGAAUUCCUCGUAGUAACUGAGCUUGCUCUCCUUGAGGUCUGAAAUUCCGUGGUUGUAGUGUUUUGCCCAAUGUCACUGCCUCUUUUUUUUUCCCCUUGAGAAAAUAUGGGGUGAAUACCAAAUACUCUCAAGUCUCGGUUCUAGUAGGUUCUCGAUUCUGGUUCUAGGUUCUAACCUCUAGUAGGUCCUAGAUUCUGAGGGUCCUCAGCUUCAGGGGGUUGAUCGAGCUCCACUCUGACAUCGAUCUGACAUAUGAGGUCACGUCACGUCACAUGUUUGAAGAUGCCAGAUUAAUGAGUUCUGCUCUGUGUUUCUGUCAGUGAGAGUUCAGACGGUGUAAAUGCUCGUGUCACAUGGUAAUUCCUGAGAUCGGGGCUCAAUGAAAGAGGCAUUCUGUGAUGCCUUCCACUGUCCAGUUCAUUCCCAAAGUUCACAGGCGUCCCCAACACUUUGUCAUUGUAGUUUAUUGUUUUAGCUGUGCAGUAGCCAUGAAAACGUUCCCGCUUUUAAUCUGGCAGAUUGUUCCAACUGGAGCUAAACACACUCACCCAUCAGGCAGCCAGGGGUCACACCUCGAGCAGCAUCUAUGUGGAGAGGCCCAGAGCUGGCACACUGAUCCUCAGCGCUGGUCAUGUCCUCCUUGACCACAGUUGCUUACGUCCAGCAUGGGCCGCCCAAGCGACAGCCAAGGCUUCAGAGUCAGGAAGAAAUAAACAUCUCCCAUAUGAAUUGGAAUAGCAGUAGCCACUACAGUCUAUAGUCUUUAGGUGAUUCGCUUGUAUAUCAAACAUUUGACAAUUUGCCCUCCAGGUGGGUUUUUUCUCUAGACAGAACAUGCCUCGGCCUCCAAGUUGUGCCUUCUGCUAAAGCCCAAGGCAGUGGCGACAAGACGGGCGGGGGGUGGAUACCCAAGCGUAACUUGGUUCAUAUUUAUCCACAUCUGUGUACACUCUGCUUGGUGUACAUAUGUGUUUGUGAGUGUAUAUAUUUAUGUAUUGGCGUAGGGCGUGGUUGGCGAGAAGUCGGGAGUCGGUGUCCAGUCUGCUUCUGGAGCCAUAGUGGAGUGAGGUGACUGAACGGGACUUGCUGCUGUUAAACCAGCACACUCACUUUUUUUCUUUUCAAGAUGUAAAUGUUAUUACCGGACUACAGUGCUUUAUAAAAUCGUCAUCAUCCACAUCAUUUUUUUUUUUUUUUUCAUUAGCUAUUUUCCAGGUUUGUAAAUAAUAAAUAAGAUGUUUUAAGUUAAAGGAAAAAAGCUAAACAAUUACACCCACACAAUUCCACACACUACCAUGACAGUUGCAUCUGUAAGUUUAGUUUGUCAUGGUUAUCAACUUAAGCGUACGUGCAAAUUUCUAAUUCAGAAGAUUAGCAUAUCUUUGAAAAGGCAGAUGAUAUUUUAUUUAUUUUAUUAUAAUCAUUGUAUAAAACCCAGCUAGCUUUUUAUUACAAGUUUUAAGAAUUAUUCAGUGUCGGGUAAAAUUGUGUUUUCUCGCUUGUUUAGUUUUUUCCCAUUGUUUGAAAAGAGAGUUACAGCUACAGAGGGAGGGAGAGUGAGUUUGGUGUUGUGGUAAAUUCUUUGUUUGUUUGUUUGUUUGUUUUGAUUGGACGCAGUCUACCUCAGUAUGUAUGAAAUUUAGUCAAGCCUUGCUUCUCUCUCUCUCUCUCUCUCUCUCUCUCUCUCUCUCUCUCUCUCUCUUCCUCUUCCUCCCCAUCUUACAGUGUUCUAACGUGGGCUUUUUUGGACAGAUCUCAGACCUGUGACUGUUCACCUGUACUAAUCAUCCUAAAGAGGGCUUAUCACUGACGAUAUGAGAAACAGACAAAUUCAAAGAUGAUAAUGCGUCUCUCGAAGAGAUCUGCAAUCUAAUCUUAAAUUGGCUCUCCCUCUUUUAAUUAUUUUUGUAUUAGUAUGUAUUCCAAAGUUUGGUGGGGGAGUUUUCCAAAAGGCAACAUUUACUAAUUGAUGACUAUCCAGUCCUGCGCAUCAAAAAGUAUUAGAAAGCACAAUAUAAAAGCGUUUUAUUGUCAGGAUAUUCUUAUUAGUCUAACUGUGCCAUGGAUUGCUAUAAUACUGUACACCAGCACUUAUUUUAAACGUGGCGGUCCAGAGUGUUGCAUUUUGGACCAGUUCAUCCUAAUUAGCUGGCACUUAUUGCAACUACACCAAGCUGUAGACUCCAAAUCGCCCAACCGUGACCGUUUAUUUAUGAAAUUUGCUCAAAUAGUUCUGUGUGUGCGGCACGUAAUGUAACGUUGUGGUUAGAUUACCAUAGGGGGAGAUGUAUGUGUGUGGUCAAUGCUGUGUCGACUAAGCUUCCAAUUUUAGUGAAUACUGACCACCAUAAUGGUUCUCGACCAACCAAACUUUCCCUGCUCCUCUAAUGGUGAUCAGAAAUGGCAGGUUGUGCAUGGACACAGACAUCAUAUUCUAGUACCAAAUAAAGCCUUGUGCUGUGGGAGAUGGGAAUGUGUGGCAUAGUUCUGUCCUACAGUGCUUGACAGUAAGAGGGCUGAUCUGGUGAAUACAUAUCCUUCACUUAGCGAGAAAGAGAAAUUCAAUUUGGACCCAAUGCCUUCUGGUUUAUGCUACGAAUGUGAUUCUUGUUAGUUUUAUGUUUGUGUUCUUUUUUUUUCUUUUUGUCAUUUAUUUUGACUUCUUGUUAAUGUACUUUUUCUACUGUGAAUUAUCAAGAACCAUCUUACUACAAUGCCAUAGUCUGGGAUGUUUGGGGACAUGACAAACAACAUGCCUCCAUUUUUUCUGAUUGGAUUAUCUUUAGAAAGAGGUCUUUUGGGACAAUCCCACGUGCCAUAAAAUGUCAAACUCUGAAGUGAAAACCUGGCUUAGGGUCAGCAGUACUCAGGGAGGUCUGAUUCUUUAGGUUUAGAAGGGAUGAGACGAUACUCUGACUGAAGUACCUGUUUGGAAAGGAUUGGCAAAAUAGCCAAUCCCUGCCCCUAUCAGGGGUAAUCAAGGUAGUGCUGAACCCUUUUGCAAAUGUUUUGGGAGAAAGUAAAAAAAAAAAUUUUAAAAAAAUCUCCCCUGGUUUCUCAUGAACACUGACUGAAUGUUUACUCCCCUCUGGUGGACAAGAGUAGAAGUGCAACAGUGGAAAAGCAGAGUGAAGCCAGAGUCCCCCACCCAUAGUGCCUUGUGCAGAUUCCUCAAGCGUCCUCCCAACCAAACCCACUCAACUCAAACUGAUUGUCUCCAAAGUCGCUCAUGGACUGGAGUUUUAACCACACCACUUUGUGCAUCUUCAAAAGUGCAUUUUUCAAAGACAAGCUGAGAGAUUUCAUAACACGAUAGCUGUAGAUAACAUGCAAACACGAAACACACACAAAAAGUAUCACAUCUUUCUGCUUGGCUCCAUAUUACUGUAUUGGUGUCUGUGAAUGAUGUUCUUUUUUUUCAAGCAGGAAACUUGUCUCUACUUGGCUAGGCUCCGGCUUGCUUUGUGCUUUGAUCCCCCAAGCAGGCAACUUGGCCGUAUAUAAUUGAACAUCGAUUGCAUGGCACUUUGGUAAUUGUACAUUUGUCCCCAAUGCACACACUGCAGAAGGCUUAAACGGGUGUUUAAUGAAAGCAAGGUGAUUCUUGUAAUCUGUCUUUUUACAAAUGAAACAACCUCAUACUGUACUUUGCAACAGUAAUCGCCCCCUAACAAAAGCACUUCAUUUUGGCAAAUUUUAUUUAGUCUAAAAAAAAAAAGUUUAACUCUAAAGUGGUUUAGCAGAGCAAGCUAGCAAUGCAGCACAGUUUGAGAACAAGGUAUUGUAUGUAUUUUAUUUGUUUUAAAGAAAAAAGUAUUACAUCUAGAGAAUAAUUUCUAUUUUUUUUUAGCCAAAAUAGGGAGGGCAAAUACAAUUACCUUUUUUCUGACUGUAAACUUUUACUAUUCUUGUACAUGAUGGAAUUAACAUUGUUAUCAGUGUAUAUAACUUUUUUUAAUAAAAUGAAAUGUUUGAUGGCUAUCACUCAUGAUACUACCCCACUAUCUGAUCAAGGGUUCAGUUCACUUUCUGGUGAGAUGCAGCACAGGUCAAUGAUGAUGGAGGUGAUGAUGAUGAUGAUGAUGAUGAUGACGGGGCUUGCAACCUCCUCCUUUUAGGUUUGUUAAUGUCAGAACUUGCGUUGUCCUCCCCCAGCAGUCUAGCCAUGUCCCCAUCCACGCUCUCAGUAUCUCAUAUCACUCGAGUGACCCACUGGGGUGCAGAAUGAAAUUCUAUUUGACCUUAGACCAAAGUGAUGUGUCCCCUUUUUUUAGAUUUGCUUUCCAAGACUGAAAAAAAAAACUGGAAAAGAAAGACCACUGCACAUUCCUUCUGGAAAUGACUACACGAGAGUAAUAAGCUACGGGGUAACAAACCACGUUUCUAUCUAUAUCUUUAUAAAUGUCCCCAAACUAUGAGGACCUGAAGCUGAUCACCCUCUGUGAUGGCUGAAGCACAUGGCACAGCAUGAAGGAGAUGUGGAUCACCAUGUGUGUGACUUGCGGGACACCAAUUGUGUGUGUGUGUGUGUGUGUGUGUGUGUGUGUGUGUGUGUGUGUGUGUUUUGUCACCGGUCAAACACACCACUGAAACUGAUCUUGCCCAAGUGUUUUUUUUUCCCCCACACCAACAUGUAGGCCAGAUAUUAUGAAAUGCCUUUUUUGCCGAACCUGUCCCGUGUGUUUUAUUUUGCUUUGUUUUGUUUUUUAAUUGUGUAGUCAAUGUUUAAAGUUUGACGUGUGUUGGAUGGCAGGUGGUUGAAGAGUUAUUUUUUUAUGUUGAAGAGCUGAAGUGAAGUGAAGUGAGCCCAUAGUCAUGCCCAGUUUUCUAAGUGGCCUGCUCCUACUCAUCACAUACUCACAGCUCUCCAGGUCAAACGCAUUUUUUAAAAGAGAGAAAAAAAAACAGGAUUUCUAUCCUUCCAAACUUUGUGUUCUUCGAAUUGCUGCUGCUCUUCUCUCUGUGCGCAUACAGUUUUGCUGAAAAUACUGUGUGUCGUCUUGGUAAAAUACCUCUCUCUGUUUUUGUCUCACAUAUUGUGUAAGUGAUACAGAUGUAUGAUCAAUACAUUGUGUAUGCAUUGUUUGUUACCAUGGAUUCAUAUACAGCAACGGGUGUUGUGGACGAGUUCAUGGGUAACCAGCUGACGGCUACAAAGAUGCAUCGUCACACUGGAUCCAAAUGUGCCACUCUAUUUCAGAUAUGAAAUACACGUCUGUGCAUAUAUGUUGACACACACAAACACACACACUCUGUAUGUUUUUAUAGACAGAUGCACAUUCUCUCUCUCACAGACACACACACACACACACAAACAAACACACACAGACAGUCAUUAUCUCACACAGAACACGCAUACGGAAUCAAAACGUGCCAUGAUUAGAUAAUGCUUGACAAUUUAUUUUUUCUAUGUUUUCAACAAGAGCCAAGCAGUGACAUGUACAGACGAUGUUGGAAUGGUAUGAAAUUAAAUCUUGCUGUGUGUAAAUUAUUCAACAAUUAACUGUUUAUAUUAAAAUUAUGAAUAAAAUUAUUGAAGAGUA